GCACAGUUAACCAUUUAACUAAAAACAGCUCAGAACUAACAAAUUUUACAUUUACAUUUUUGAGGUUGCACUGAUUUCAGUGAAAAUGUGUGAAACUUUCUGUGAUGAUUUGGAGAGCUUCAAUCCAGAAGCGGAAUUUCUUAAAUUUAUCAAGCGUAAGCCGCAAGUGCAGACGGCCAAGCUCUAUGAGAAUCUGCACAAGCGCGAGGAUAUCAAAUGCCCCUAUAACUUCAAGGGCUAUGGCGUGGAGAAGGACACCAAUACCAUGUACCGCACUUGCAACUCUGAAUAUGGAUACUAUGCUCCGAAUGCCUAUACCAUACCAACGCGUUUCUUUCCCCUCUCCCAGAAAUUCUCCAACGAUGUCGUGCGCUUUGGAAUGUAUCGAAAUUUCUCGCUGAACACACAUAUGGACCGAACAUUCUACUGAGAUCCGCGUUGAGUCCCGAUUCAGAGAGUGCGUUAAUGUUUUUAUAUUUGUAUAAUCACUCAUACUACGAAUGAUGAGCAACAAGUCAGCAAGCACAGUGAAUGAAAUCUGCUUGGACAUCUUUUCAAAUUUUUAUACCACGUCCUCGAUCUUACAACGAUGCAUGAAAUACUUGCCACAAAAUUAUCUCUGACCACAUUUACAAUAUUUAGACGUUAUACACAUCCUUAGUUGCACAGUUGCAGAGCAUAAAAUUUAUUGAAAUAAAAUUGUU
This is a messenger RNA of Drosophila arizonae, 704 nucleotides long. RefSeq names its product piercer of microtubule wall 1 protein. Lineage: Eukaryota; Metazoa; Arthropoda; Insecta; Diptera; Drosophilidae. Gene Ontology annotation, cellular component: axonemal microtubule. The record is from RefSeq and is a predicted model, not a curated record. Gene Ontology annotation, biological process: axoneme assembly.